UUGGACGGAUAAAAAUACCAAAUGGUAUGGUAUUGCUUCUGGUUGGAAAAAAUAUUACUAAAUAAAGUGGCAAAAUACAUUAAUUUCAUUGUAUUUUUGUUAAAAAUAAAAUUUCCACAUUUUACAAACAAACAAACACACAAGUAUACAAUAAAAUCACAUCGACCUCAAUAACAUUGAACUAUAUUUUGCUGCUAGAAGAAUGAGGCAACGGGGUCGACAAACCGUACAGUUUUCGGAUUCAACUUUUCUUUAAAAACGGAGCUUGAGCAAUCUGCUGCGAAAGUCCAUUUCCGGUUCUUCUCGUCAGGAAAGCUAUCCUGCCAAAACCUACAAAUGAUUACUUUGAUGCGAGUGUAGAAGUCGCAGUCGGGUUACUAGAGAGAGAAAUGAUACAUUUUCUGCAAUGAGGAGGAUUAUUCCGUAGCAUCCGCUCGCAGCAGGGAUAAACAUUUUCAUAACAUUGAUGAACACACUGUCGUUUUGCAGUCGAACCUGGAGCCACUCUUACGCAGACGACAAUUCGGCAUGGAGCUUUUAGAGCAAGGCGAAAACGCACCGCACGAGAAUUGCAGGCGGCUAGUGAUUCUUGGUUCUAGAAAAGUUGGAAAAACUGCUAUUGUGUCUCGGUUUCUGAAUUAUAAGUUCGAUGAAAAGUAUACUCCGACAAUUGAGGACUUUCAUAGGAAGAUUUACAAAAUAAAAGGGAAAGCGUAUCGUUUGGACAUCUUGGAUUCCUCUGGAAAUCACCCUUUUCCUGCAAUAAGGCGAUUGUCUUUUAUCACAGGCGACCUGUUUAUUUUGGUGUUCAGCAUAAACAGUCGAGAAUCAUUUGAAGAGGUUACUCGAUUAAGGAACCAGAUUAUUGAGUGUAAAAGUCAGUGCAAGCUGGGUUCUGCAAACCGCAAAACCAUUCACACACCAAUGGUCAUAGUUGGAAACAAGCGUGACCUUAAAGAGAAAGAGCGAGUCGUUGAUCCCUCUGAACCAGAGUCAUUGAUCGACGGCCAACCACUCUCCGAUUACAUAGAGGUUUCUGCGAAAAAGGACAUAAAUAUCGAUGAAAUAUUCCUGCGCCUCUUCCGCUUGGCAAAGCUGCCAACGGAAAUGAGUCCGGCGCUGCAUCGUAAGGUGACACCAUCGUAUGUGAGUUCCAGCGUCACAAGCCAGAAGGGCCGCGGAGUCUCAAUCAGGCGGAAAAUGAGCGACGCAUGUGGAGCCAUUGCUCCGAACGUUCGAAGACCCAGUAUCAGAACUGAUUUAUUGGUUGCUAAAACUCGAACAAAUCUGAACUCAUUAAACGGCCCUACCCGGGAUUCCAGAUGUCUCAUAAUGUGAACUGAUAAGUUCUAUAUGUAUAGUUCUAAGUACCGUUGGUGCUAAAAAACGUGCUUCAAAAUAUCAUUUUUUUUAAAUAGCCGGAAAGCGGUUGAAUUAAUUUAUAAAUUGUAUUUUUUAUACUUAAAAUAUAUCGAGUUUGUUAAUGUUCAUCCAUAAAUUGAUUUCAACUCGUUUUUAACCGGUAUGUUUAUAUGUUCCCAAAACUGCGAUAUAAUAUUGUGUCUAUAUAUUCAUAUUGUGUAAAAAGUUUCGUGCAAUAGCUGGUCUGGGUAGUAUCUUAAGUUGAAGAAUUGUGUUCUUGUUUGAAUGUCAAAUAUAUUGUGUUGUACUUUAUUUGAUAACAUAUGUUUUAGCCAAUAUGCAUAUACUUUUUGAUUAUAAUAAUUUUGUUUAUACAUUGAGCAUAUUUAUCGUUUCGCUGUCUAUGGUUGCCCGCAAAAUGACUAGUCUUGUUUUUUUACCAUCGAUGUAAGCUAGCACAUUUAUCUAUUUGAAAAAAUGCAUGCAAAAGAUUCCAAAAGUUUGUAUUUUUUAAGUUUAACGUGAGAUAUGUUCAGCUAAUUGUUUAGUUCGUUGUUUUUAUAUGUAAACCGAAUACACAGAAUUUGGAAUAAAGAACAAUGCAAAAUUCAAAACAUGAUUGAUCAUUAAAAAUCAACUUUUGUACUUAAAUAUUGUCUUCGUUUAUUCAAAUCUUUGGCAAAUUCCAAAAUAAAGCGAUCAGUAAAUAUUAUUUUUUUGUAAUUUUGAGAAAUAUUUUUUAUUUUACGACGACUGAUGUAAAAUAUGAUCUUACUCUGAAAUCAACAAUUUAAUGCUCAUUUUAUGAACUUCACGCGUUCUCUUUAUUUUUUUCUCCGUUUGAGACGCUAUUGUUUGACGAAUAUCCCAAAGUGGGGCCUCAUGGAUUAAUUUGAAAAUUGAAAACUCCGUAUGUUAGCCUAGUUUUUACGUGAAAUCCGACCGAUUUUGACCGGAUUUUUAUGAUAGUUUAAAAAAUUUCUAGCGCAUGAUACCAUCACCCAGUAUAGUUGUAUAUAUGUCAAAAUCACAAUAUGUUAUUUCGAUGUGGUUGUGGCAAUGUUGUACUGAUGUUAUAAUGAUUAAACUUAGUAUAAUAUCCUGUGUGAUUAAGAUAUCACGUCAUUCAUAGAAGGAAAAGAGUUACCUUAAAUAUUGCAUCCUUAUUUGUUCGUUGUUAUUUUUUGGUAAGAUUUGAUGUUUCAGCCAAUAUAAUUGUACUAUUUGGUUAUUAAACUAUAUUGUACAUAACUAUCGUUUUUCUGUGGUUGUCCGCAAAUUAAGUAUGUUCAAUUUUGUUUUGUUUUUGCACUUAUUUCGAUACGAGACUAUUUUCAUGUAAUUAAAUAAUUUUAAUAAAAAAGAAAUAGUA
This is a messenger RNA of Mya arenaria, 2734 nucleotides long. Its product is annotated as GTP-binding protein Rhes-like. The coding region runs from base 529 to 1338 and encodes 269 amino acids. The transcript has 2 exons. The record is from RefSeq and is a predicted model, not a curated record. NCBI's taxonomy places the organism in Eukaryota, Metazoa, Mollusca, Bivalvia, Myida, Myidae. Gene Ontology annotation, molecular function: GTPase activity; GTP binding.